Messenger RNA from Musca domestica (house fly), 354 nucleotides. RefSeq lists its product as uncharacterized. The transcript has 3 exons. NCBI's taxonomy places the organism in Eukaryota, Metazoa, Arthropoda, Insecta, Diptera, Muscidae. The record is from RefSeq and is a predicted model, not a curated record. The coding region runs from base 1 to 354 and encodes 117 amino acids.
AUGUGGCAACUACCCGUUAAUAAUAUUUCGAUCAAUUUGAGUCUUUUUAAGAAACUGAAUGGCUACAGACCCUUUCUUUACAAUUUCAGUGUAGAUAUGUGUAAAUUUUUCAAAAAUCCCAAAAAGUAUCCUUUUGUUCAGCUAUACCAUCAUAUCAUUGUCAAUGAAUCGAAUAUAAAUCAUACUUGUCCUUACAAUCACGACUUAAUUGUUAAGGAUGUGUUUCUACAUGAAAGCAAAUUUAAAAAUUUACCAUUGCCCCGUGGUGAAUAUCGUUUCGAUUUGAAAGUUAGUGCCUACAAUGAUUUGAAAGGAGAGAUUAAAGCUUAUAUUGAUAUAAGCAGUGAUUUGUGA